Molecule: messenger RNA, 3463 nt
Organism: Clupea harengus (Atlantic herring)
Lineage: Eukaryota; Metazoa; Chordata; Actinopteri; Clupeiformes; Clupeidae
Gene: slc6a4b
Product: solute carrier family 6 member 4b
Biological process (GO): amino acid transport; sodium ion transmembrane transport; serotonin uptake
Cellular component (GO): synapse; neuron projection; plasma membrane
Molecular function (GO): serotonin binding; serotonin:sodium:chloride symporter activity
Source: RefSeq, a predicted model, not a curated record
AAAAAAAAACCGACUUGCAAAGGUCACUAAAUUAAAUAAAGACUGCAAAGGCAAAUGUCUGUGAGAGGCUCAACUGAGUAGUUCUGCAAAAAGAAAGCGGUGUCAUGUGCGUUCGCGCACAUCUGUCUCCGGUAAUCUCAUUCGGUUGCUGCAUGUGCACUCAGGUGGGAUUGAGUUCUCUCCUUCACCUUUGGAUGCGACUCCAAAAGUGCUGCAUGUUCUCUUCCGCACACCAACACCUUUGUUAGUCUAUUCUACCUCAGUCGGCCGUAAGUUUUUAUCUAAAAAAACAAACUUACUUAUUCAGCUACCGGAGUGUCUGGUCCACCAACGAUGCCUCAACAGGGCUCUUCGGCUCCUGGUGGGAAUCUCUGUGCCCAGGGUACAUCAAACUCCGGAUACAACACCAACCCAGUGCCGAUCACACAAACUGACACCAGGGACCGAUGGAGCAAAAAGAUGGAUUUCCUUUUAUCUGUCAUUGGCUUCGCUGUGGAUCUUGGAAAUGUCUGGAGAUUUCCAUAUAUAUGUUAUCAAAAUGGUGGUGGUGCGUUUCUCAUCCCUUACAUUCUCAUGGCGAUCUUCGGAGGCGUGCCUCUCUUCUACAUGGAGUUAGCGUUGGGACAGUUCCACAGGACAGGGGCCAUCUCCAUAUGGAAACACAUCUGCCCCAUAUUUAAAGGAAUAGGGUAUGCCAUCUGCAUCAUCGCCCUCUAUGUCUCCUUCUACUACAACACCAUCAUUGCCUGGGCCCUUUUCUACUUCUACUCCUCCUUCUCCAGUACACUACCCUGGACCAGCUGCAACAACGCCUGGAAUACGGAAAACUGCACCGACUACUUCCAGAACAGCGUCAACUGGACCAACUUCUCUCGCUCACCGGCAGAGGAGUUCUACACGAGGAACGUGCUGCAGAUCCAGAGCGCCGACGGGCUCAGUAACGUGGGAGGCAUCCGCUGGCAGCUCACGCUCUGCCUCUUCCUCAUCUUCACCAUUGUCUACUUCAGCCUCUGGAAGGGCGUGAAGACCUCAGGGAAGGUGGUGUGGGUGACUGCCACCCUGCCGUACGUGGUGCUUCUGAUCCUGCUCAUCCGGGGGGCCACGCUGCCGGGGGCCUGGAGGGGUGUGGUGUUCUACCUGCAGCCCAAGUGGGACAAACUCCUGGAGACCAGUGUGUGGGUAGAUGCUGCCGCACAGAUCUUCUUCUCUUUAGGACCUGGCUUCGGAGUCCUUCUUGCACUCUCCAGCUACAAUCCCUUCACUAACAACUGCUACAGGGAUGCCAUAGUAACCAGUUUGGUGAACUGUUUGACCAGUUUUGUCUCUGGUUUCGUCAUCUUCACUGUGCUGGGACAUAUGGCUCAGAAACGCGGGGUCAAUGUGGAAGACGUCGCAAAAGAUACAGGGCCAAGUUUGCUCUUCAUAACUUACCCAGAAGCCAUUGCAAAUAUGGUGGGCCCAACAUUUUUUGCCAUCAUAUUCUUCAUGAUGAUGAUCACACUGGGACUGGACAGCACGUUCGGAGGGCUGGAGGCUAUCAUCACAGCCGUCAUGGAUGAGUACCCAGACUACCUGUCCCAGCGUCGGGAGCUUUUUGUCCUCGGCCUCGUCGUGCUGUGCUUUAUGGGCUCUCUCAGCACACUCACUCACGGGGGUGCGUAUGUGGUUAAAUUGCUGGAGGAGUUUGGGGUUGGCAGUUCCAUCAUUGCUGUUGUUUUCCUGGAGGCCAUUGCUGUUUCCUGGUUCUACGGUAUCACAAGGUUCAGUAAUGACAUCAAGUCCAUGCUGGGCUACAGUCCUGGGAUGUUUUGGAAGGUGUGCUGGGUAGCCAUUAGCCCAGCCUUUCUGGCCUAUAUUAUAGUGAGUUCACUACUCAACCCUCAGCCCCUUACCCUCUUCGACUACAAGUACCCAGGCUGGACCAUCAGUGUGGGCCGCCUCGUUGGAGCCUCCUCCUUCAUGUGGAUUCCCAUUUACAUGGUUUACAAGCUGGCGUGGACUCCUGGAUCUCUGAAGCAGCGCCUUGCAGUGUGUUUGAAUCCAGAACGAACAUUACCGGACCAUCACACGGAUGGGAUUGGCAUGGUUGCUGUCCAAUAGUCAUUUACAGCACUGGGCAGAACUGGACAUUAUCCUGGGUCUCCAGACAAGACAUCCAGACAAGACUUCCAAGAUAAUAAUACACAUAAUACAUAAUACAUAAUUCAUAAUAAUUCAUAAUUAAUACUAUAGAUGACUUGGUGUCAAAGCCACUAUUAAUUUAAAAUGUAAUACAUAUGAUGUCAAAAGUAUUCUGAAAUCUUACCCUGGAUCCAACUACGACAAUGAAAUUACACUAAGCCUAGUAUUCCACCUCAGGUUUAAAAGCCUAUUUUGACAUGCAAGAAAGGCAGACAAUAAAAGUGCAGCAAAAGAAACGAAUGAAAAAGGCCAACAUUAUUUCUUUACCAAAUAUUGUUUGAAAAUUGAAGUGUUUCAUGUAAUUAUUUUUGAAAACACAUUUUGUAAACUGAAUUUUGAUGUAUUACGUUAGAUGUGUGAACUAAACUAAGAUUAUGUUAUGUGACAUUUAUGUGUCUAAAACACUAACAUAUGUAUGAGAACACUUUUAUAAAUGUAAUGAUUGGGUUUUAUAUUUGGCCCCAUAUGAGGCACUGUGGUACAAAUAUGGUCCCUAAAAAGCCAAGAGAGAGUGCGUUAUUUGGAACAUGAGGAUUUCACUCUUAAUAAGAUCAGUUAUAUUAAGAUAAUCCAAUAUCAGUGUAGCCCCCUUGCAUAACUGUUCCGAAAUAAAUGUGGUACCCGCCAAAAAACGCUCCCAAACGGUUUGGUUCUAAUGUAAAAUGACCAAAUAAUAUAGGUUGUGGUCUUACUUCAAAGAUAUGUCUGUGUAUCUUCAUAGUAAUGGAAAUGGCCGUAUGACAAAAUUGAGAGUUUGGGAAAUACAAGAAUUUUCCCCAAAUAUUUCAAGGCUGAUCCUAUAUGCAUGCAUGUUGACAUAGGAUGAGGAUUACUUGCAAAUGAUAUGCCAGUGAGAAGAUUACCUCAUCAUUAACAAAAUAUAAACAAGUCCACUUCUGUCCCUCUUUCCUGUUAGUGAAUCAAAAAUGUUAUUGUUUUCUGCCUUAAAUUAUGUAUUGUAGAUAUGUCAAAGACUUAUACUGUCUGUAUUGAUAUUGUGCCUCUCCAGACUUACAAAACUAUAUUGCUAUUUUCACUAUGUAAUUACAUGAAAAGACUGUUUAAAGGUUCUUUUGUCAGUUCAGAAGAUACUGUUACUAAGUCUAAAAGCCAAGCAUGUAUUUAAGAUUUAACAUAUGUUCAAUUGUAUGAUGUUAUAAUGAAUCAAAAUCUUGCUAACUAUGGGAUGCAUAAUUUAAGUACAAGUAUAAUAUGAAUGUGUUGUGUGAGAUGAGAAGUUUUAUGUGUGUGUAAAGUAUGUUGUGAUUUUAAAAUUUCUCUU